This is a messenger RNA of Helicoverpa zea (corn earworm), 6513 nucleotides long. RefSeq lists its product as uncharacterized. The coding region runs from base 1441 to 2478 and encodes 345 amino acids. NCBI's taxonomy places the organism in Eukaryota, Metazoa, Arthropoda, Insecta, Lepidoptera, Noctuidae. The transcript has 6 exons. The record is from RefSeq and is a predicted model, not a curated record.
GACCGUAGUACAAACACGUGCUGUAAUUCACGUGUAGUAACAAAGAAAACCCGUACGCUGCAUGAUUUCGGAAUGGGGACCGCCUUAGCGGCAGGGCAUUCCGAAAGCGCGAUAGAACGGCUUAGAGCAUUAUAUGUGGUCGGCCGUCGACGUAGAGUUGGUACCAGUCCGAUAUUGAUCAGUUGGCUUGGUACCUACGUGGUGACGGGGCGCGCGCUCGUCGUGCGUUUCCGUAGCCCCUCGGCUUCUAUGUAGGUCACACGUGUAAGCGUUAUCCCCACCAGACCGGCCUUGGCUUACUUUGAACUAAAUGGCAUAUCACCUCCCCUUCUCCUUGGGCACCGCGAAACCGCGGCUCGAGGUUUGAACUGGCGAACCUACUCGCAUACCCGACUCAUGCCUGCAUUCAUUAUUUAAAAUUUUGCAUUGGUCGACGGCGCGGCGUAACGCGCAUGUCCGAGGCGGCUGCGCGGUCCACAUGACGCGGUGUUAACGAUCCAAGUCAGUGUCUACGAGAUCCCGCAGCCCAACGUGGCCCCACCAAAUAAAACUCGCGGCUGAUGAUGAAAACAGCAUUUCGGCCUCGUCGUAUCUAGGACGGCACCCGAAAUAACUAGGGCACGGUAACUGCGCAGCUGCUAACGCAACUCAUAGCUGGCGGAGUCGAGCGGCCAGCCAGCGAGACCCGCGAGCAGCGGCGGCGGCGCCCGGCGGAACGGCGGCGGGGCGAGGGGAGCGGCUCUCUCUACACUGGUCGUGGCGACUGGACUGACUUCGUGAUUCUGAUCGUCCCUGGCUUGGUGCGAGGCCUGACGCGUCGGCGCCAGGAGUGCUAACUUCCCGUGUCCCUGAUCCCUGAGGAGGAAGCUCUCCAGCAUCAUGCAUCGCCUGACAGUGCGACGUCCUCGCUAUUGUAGCCAAUCAUACUUUAACAAACCAAUCUGCCCCUGCGAGAAGGUUACUCCUAAGCCUCUGAAGGCUUACCCGGUGCCUCAACCCUGGGUUACCUUCAACGGGGACGAAGACCAAUCGAUUUACGAGAUCUCAGCCAAGAUGGCGGCAUUGGAAGUAGAAGGAGCUCAACGAGCGAAGAAAGCGAAGAAAGAAGAAUCGGUGGAUGAUGAGGCAAGCUCUGCUGAGAGCGAUGCCAGCAUCGAGUGUGAGGUCGAAGAUAGCAAUGACGAUGACUUUACUGAAUCUGACAGCGAGACCGCUGAGGCUUGCGCGUCCCUGGUCGCGAUACCGGCAGGGGAGGUGGCGUCGGAAGAAAUAUGACUGACGCCGGAUCUCGAGGCCGCUGCUGCCUCGCCGGCCGCCGCUGCCUCGCCCGCCGGUGCCGCGGGGGACAGUUGACUGCCGCGGACCGCGCGGCACCCCGCUGGCGGGCCCGGCCGCGCCGUCACCAGGCCGCCACUGCCCCGCGGUCACUGGGGCCCUCCCAUGCGUCGGCUCGAGCUCAACGAUGCCACUUAUAGAAAAGUAGUGGCGAGCACCGAGAACAUUCUGCGGCGUCUCCUCGUCACCAAGCGAUACGACUCCAUCAGCAACUUCCUAGAUCUGUACGAGGAGUACAAGCGCUCGGGCUGCGGGUCGCUGCGAGAUCUGUACGAGCGGUACGAGGCCACGACGCGGCCGCAAGCAUUGGGGGACACGUGCGUGGGCCUCGCGCUGGAACUGAUGCGCCGCUGGCAGUGCCUGGAGAGUCGCUUCCCCGGUCUGCGCGCCGCCACCUGCCUCAUGUCCUGCGAGGAGACCGUGCCCUACGUCUGCUACGACUUCGAGGUCUGCGCGGGACCCUUUGAUCUCCUCGCCCCCGACAAGGAGCACGUUAUGGUCGGUGUGCACAUCACACUAAACGGCAGGCUUGGUAUUCUGAUCGCAGACCCUGGCUACCACGUGGCAAGAACAGUCACAGUGAUGGUCGACCAGCAGAGCCCCCACACGGGCUGGUUUAAUCAUAUUACGGAGCCGGAACAAAUAAAAGACUAUUCCUACAGUUUUUGUGAGGGUAGUUUGAGCUAUGUCCUCUGGAAAGAAGUCAUCAAUAGAGAAGGAAAAUAUAAAUACACGACUUCGUUGAUUUAUGUUGGUAGGCCUUACUGCGGUGGUAUCACAGUAACAGAGAAAAGAAACCUUGUCUACAAGUUAAAGAGUUUGGUGCAUCGUGCACACAACGGCGUCUCUGUUGCAGGUUUAUAUGUCUUCUUGAGCACACCAUUCAGAGAUGCAAAAAUCAAUUUAUUUUAUUAUAGUAAAAAAGCAAAAAUAAAAAAAAAAUAUAACCUCCGAAAAUUUCAAGAUAUUGCAAGCGUAGAGGAAAACAUUUUGAAAAAAAUUAACAUUUGUAAUUCUCGUUUGGAAUUACCAGACGGGAAAUUACUUACAAUCAUAAACAAGUUGGCAAAAGCGCUAUCAGAUGAAUCAUUUACUAGCCAAUGUAUAGAAAUCAACACGUACAUCAUUCAAUGCAGUAUUUGACAGCGGGAGAAAUUGUGGGCAAAAAUUAACGCUCAACUAAAGGAGCGCUAUUCUGACCAGGCCCACAUACUUCUGAAAGCUGGUCAAACAUAUGGGGCAGAUAAAACAAAAUCGAAGUGUUUACAAAUGCAAAAGUCGGCAGUUCAGCCAAAAACAAAGAUAUCAUGUAGAGAAAAAUCCUCCUUCAUGGCUCUUGAAAUUCUGCCUCAAGAACUGCUGAUCGGAUUGCUUGAAAAAGUAAAUUUCAACUCAAAAGAAGAAAAUCAAAUUGAACCAUUGCAAACACACGACAAUAUCAAUGUUAGUGAAAUAGAUAAUAUUCAAAAUGCAAACGCUUCACGUAAACGGGAUAAAGCGAGUGAUGCUAAAGAUCAGUUGGAAAUGCUGGACGUGCAGGGUAGGGCUGGCCCGUCGAGGAAGCGGGGCAAGCCGAGUUCUGGUGCUCCCACCGAGGAGUCUGAUGGGCAGGCCGCGGCCGGGCCGCCGAGAAAAAGGGGAAAUGAAAAUGUAGCUAACGAGCCCACAGGUGAAGCUGCUACCGGCGAAAGUAAAUCCGAGUCACAGAAAUGUUCCAAGGGUCAACAAGCUAUGUUAGAAGUUGAAGCCCUCCCUCAAAAUAUAUUUGAAGCUAUGCUUGCUAAACUCAAAAUUAAACAAAAAAUAUAUGUUGCCAAGAAAAAUAAAGAGCAGGGCGAAGCCAGUUUUUCACAACUCAGUAACCUAAGAUUUGAGGGAACAAAACGGGGAGUUUCGAUUUUGUAUAAUAUAGAUACGAUAAUGGAAUAUCAGGGUGUUUUUCCUCCUAGGAAGCAAUUUAUAAUAGACAUUGAAGAAUUGCCUAAAUGUGUAUUUGAUUCCUUAUUUACUAGAUCUGACCCUUCAGACAAAGAGGCCGGACCUUCGAGCGAUGCGAGUAGGAAGACUUGCGAAGAACAGGAGAGUGAUGAGGCUGAACAAAAGGAGCUUGUAUCGAGUGAAGAACAAGGAGAGGUGGAGGCCAGCUGUGAACGGCCCACGGAGAGAGUCGCCAUUGUAGAAGUUGAGGCUCUCCCAGCAGACCUGAACGAGAAAAUGGUCGCCAAGGUCAAGAUUCAGUUUGCGUGUCCGGAGGUUGAAGUUCCUAUAUUUCAAAUAGAAGAUUUGGCGAAGGUUCCUAUCGAGGGUGCGUUUGAUAAGCCAGGAUAAGUAGGGUGUCAAAUUAUUUUAUCUAUGUAAAAUUUAUUGUAUAAAUAAAAUGUUAUUUUUAUGUAAGUUUGUACCAGCCUAGGUGGUGAACAUAAUUUGAGCCGCUUUUGGGCAAUUUAAUAAAAUAAAGUAGGGCACGACUGCUACAAAAAAGACUAGGUCGAUUAACUAAACACAAUGUAGGUGCCACUCACGUAGGUACGGGCCUCGCUAGGGAAUUGUACGGAGAUAAUCUAGUGCACGUCCAAUCAAAUUAUGUAGUUGGUGAUUCGGGAUGGCAGUGUGUCCGGCUACCAACGUGAUCUGGGUCGCGCGGCGCGUCCUACUGCCAAACGCACACAUGCAAGCAUAUCUACCGGCACGCACACUAGCGCACACGCCGUCCGCGGCCUCGUCACUAACUCAGCCGAAAAACUCGCGCAUGCGCUCACAACACACACAUACAAUUUAACAUUCUGCUAUCGUAGGAGCAGACAGUAAUUAGAUCACAUCAAAAACACACGGAUUAAAAAAAAUAUCGUAGAACAUGUCAUGCCCAAAAAAAAAUCUUUGAUUGAAUACGUAGGUACCUAUAUUUUGCAGUCUUAACUUAAAUGAAAGAACAAAUGAAUUAAACUCUUUGUAUUUAUUUGUAUAAAAAGUUCUUUUUUAAAGGCUGGUACUAACUCUUAUACCUACUUAUAUUGUGUAGGUUUGUGUGUAAGUUCGUCUGAUUCUCUGAUCUGAUUGGGUCGUCUCAAAUACUAGAGGCGCCAAAUAUGUAUGAUCUAUUAUAUAUUAUGAAUCUAUUAUAUAUUAUGAAUAUUGAUAGAUACACAGUCAUCAUCAUCAUCCUACCACUUGCUUGGAGGAUGCUUUCCAUCAUCACCCUCCAAGCAAGUGGUAGGAUGAUGAUGAUGAUGAUGAUAGAGUCAAUGUUUUAUGAUUAUAUUCGGUGUUAAUCAAAUCUGCUUAAUCAUGAUGAUAAUAAUAUAAUUAUAUGUACCUAUAAAGGAUGUCAAUUACCAAAAUUUGUAGGUAAUUGAAUUAUCGUAGGGAAUAGGUAUUUCUUUUAAAACAGAAAUGUAAAAAAUACCAAAAACAAUAUUUUUGUCCUUGUAAGUAGUGGUUUCCGUGGAUUUCUGUAUUUAUAUCAACAUUGAAUGUUAUUUAGGUAAAUACUGAUUCUUUAAACAUGUAUUAAAUAUAUAAGUCUUGCAUUUAUCACUUUAACGCUUUUAAAAUGAUGGCAGUCUAAAGCUAAUAGGUAGCUAUUUUACUAUAUAUUUUGUUUUGUUUAAACUACAAACUUCUUUGUAAGAUUAUGAACCAAAAAUGAAAUUUCAAUGCUUUACUAAAUCAUAAGUUAGGUUCAAAACUAUGUUUAUUUACCUAUAUAUUUCGCGUUUAACUUUGCAUUUUCAAGUAAACCAUUUGAUGCCUCGUUGAUAGGCGCAAUUGUGUUUGGUUAAAAGAAGCCACCUUUGGACAAGCAGAGCUUCUCGACAACAUCUGUACGAACUUCAGGAAUGCAAAGUUAAUUGACGCGAAAUGCACCAAUUUUACUUAAAUGUCUAUUCGCUAUUAGCAUUUAUUGUUAGGUUAAGAAACAUACGAGGGCAAAAGACUUUUAAAAAAAUACUUGAGACUGAUCGGACUGACAUUCCUGGGUUUGACAAGAUGGUGAUAGGACGAAAAAGUCCAUAAAAUAGAGAGGGGAAAAAUGUGAAAUUUUUAAACUAUUUUGAAUGUCUAGUAACUAACGUAGGUAGGUUUUAUGCGUAUUACGCAAAUGGUCUUAAUAUCGAAUAUCGUUGUUCAAUUAGAUCUAUUCAUUGUGCAAGUCAUUUAUGGGAUAUUUUUCGCUAAAAUAAACGAGUAUUAAUUUUCCCACAUAAAUAUGUAGGUAAGUCCCUUUCAUCCACUUAAAACGCACAGAUUAUAUACAAUAGUUAGUUAAAACUAAGUAAAUUCAGUCCAAAGAAGCAUUUCAGUGAAAAUAUCUCAUAAAUGCUUUUCUAUGUCUACAUAUUCAAUGGAACAUAAGUGUAUGAUGAUGUAAUCAAUUUUAAAUCUGAAUGUUAGGUUAAGCUGAUAUAAUUGUAUUACAGUAGGUAAAAUAUUCACAUUUCGGCUUAAACCAUGUGUUCAAAAACUAUGUAGUAGGGUACAUUGACACUUACAAUACAUUUUACUGUUUAUAAACUCGUCAAAUACCUACUCAUAUUUAAACAGGCUAACUGAUUGUGAAGUUUUAUGUAAAGCUCGAAAUCUUGAUUAAGUCUACAGAUACAGUUGAGAACUUAGCCAUACUUAUGUUAAUCUGAAAUAUCGAAGCCACAACGAAUGUUUUAACUAUUAUUUUGAUCUUUUUAUCAAAGUAUCGCAACAAUUUUAAGUCAUAGACUAGUUUGCAAUCUAUUUACAAAAGCCUAAAUGUUUCGAUUUUAUUUCGCAGUAAACAAUGCAAAGACCAUCGUUUUGGAAAUCUGUACGAUCAAGGUGCUGUUAAAAUUAUUGUGAAUAAACACUUUGGAUCUACAAUAACUUUGUGAAAAUAUUUAUACUUGUAGGUAAAUAAAAAUUUGGAGAAAUUUUCGGCCAAAAAAUCUUGAUACUUAUACAAAAUUGUAAGGUAGGUAUUACAUAAUAAAUUCACCCUACAAUGUACUUGUAUAGACUGUCUAAUGUAUGUAUCGACAAAAUCUUGGAAACUUGCUAAUUAUGUCUACAUUUACCGAAUUAUAUAAAAAUAGCGAAUCUCUCGUGAGAUAAUUUUUCUCAAAAAUUAUGUGUAGAGUUAUAAACUGUAAUAUCAUGACUGUUGAAUUUUCUCUGCUGUAUUAAUAUUAAAUGAAUGCAUAUGAAAAA